UCUCUAGAAGCAAUCCCAACAUCUCUCGAUUCGAAAGUCUGUUCCACGAUCACAUUGUCCACAUUUGAUAUUUCUUUCUACCAAUACUGGUGCCCCGAGAAACCUCGAGUUCUGGCUUCUGCAGAAUCGAGCGCGUGUAUCAUGAUGAAGAUUCUUGAAAUGGGUUAUUGCUGCAGAAGAAGGUCCAGGACGCAGAGAUCGAACCCCACGGGCAACAUGGUCAGCCGUGCCAUCACAGCUCAGCAAGAAGGAAUUAGGACGGUUCGGUCGUGCAAUUCAUGCGACUUCUCGAGUGACCCCGACUUCUGCAUUUGCUUGGUCACUUGGAACAUGAAUGGCCAGGUAUCUUAUGAAGAUCUUGAGGAGCUGGUCGGGAGCAAGCGGAAGUUCGACCUGCUGGUCGUGGGCUUGCAAGAAGCGCCGCGAAAGAGCAUCUCAAGAAUGUUGCAAGCAACUUUGGCCAAAACACACACCUUGUUAGGAAAAGCCAUCAUGCAAUCCGUGCAGCUAUAUGUGUUCGGACCCAAGAACUCUGACCUGUACACCGAAGAAUUGAAAGUCGACAAGCAAUCCGUCGGGGGACUCGGAGGACUGAUUAGGAGGAAAAAGGGAGCCGUCGCGAUUCGCAUCAAUUUCAGAGGUAUCCAAAUGGUGUUCAUCUCCUGCCAUCUCUCUGCUCAUGCACACAAUGUGGAGGAGAGGAACUCGCAGUGCAGGCGCAUAUCCCACUCCCUCUUCACCAAGUCCAAGCACCGGAACCCUUAUGCGCCGCCCGCCCAACUCACCGUCUGGUUGGGCGAUCUCAACUACCGACUGCAAGGCAUCGACAACCAACCCGCCCGAAAGUUGAUCCGCAAGGAUCUCCACAAGAUGCUGAUAGGAAAGGAUCAACUCUUGCAAGAGGCUGAGAGGGGAGAGGUAUUCAGCGGAUACUGCGAGGGUACGCUCAAAUUCAAGCCCACCUACAAAUAUGAUGUCGGAAGCAGCGACUAUGAUACAAGUCCAAAGGUACGAGUGCCAUCAUGGACGGACAGGAUCUUGUUCAAGAUAGAAGAUGCCGACAAAGUCAAAGCAAUUUUACGGUCCUAUGAAUCGGUGGACACUAUCGAGAGUUCUGAUCAUAAGCCAGUGAAAGCCCAUCUGUGCUUAAAGCUAAUCCCUAACCACGAUGAAUGAAAAUGAAGAACAUAAAG
Molecule: messenger RNA, 1193 nt
Organism: Rhodamnia argentea
Lineage: Eukaryota; Viridiplantae; Streptophyta; Magnoliopsida; Myrtales; Myrtaceae
Product: type IV inositol polyphosphate 5-phosphatase 11
Exons: 7
Coding region: 142-1176 (344 amino acids)
Biological process (GO): phosphatidylinositol dephosphorylation; response to abscisic acid; response to jasmonic acid
Cellular component (GO): plasma membrane
Molecular function (GO): phosphatidylinositol-3,4,5-trisphosphate 5-phosphatase activity; phosphatidylinositol-3,5-bisphosphate 5-phosphatase activity
Source: RefSeq, a predicted model, not a curated record